This is a messenger RNA of Phalaenopsis equestris, 632 nucleotides long. RefSeq names its product dnaJ homolog subfamily B member 13-like. The transcript has a single exon. The record is from RefSeq and is a predicted model, not a curated record. Gene Ontology annotation, cellular component: cytosol. The coding region runs from base 33 to 464 and encodes 143 amino acids. NCBI's taxonomy places the organism in Eukaryota, Viridiplantae, Streptophyta, Magnoliopsida, Asparagales, Orchidaceae. Gene Ontology annotation, molecular function: protein-folding chaperone binding.
UCUCAUAAUUUUAUUUUGUUAACAGGAAAACUAUGACAGUAGAGGAAAUUUUAACAAUCGACAUAAAACCCGGAUGGAAGAAAGGAACUAAGAUCACCUUCCCGGAGAAAGGAAACGAGCAGCCGAACGUCAUUCCUGCAGAUAUUGUCUUCAUCAUUGACGAGAAGCCACACGAUCUCUUCAAAAGGGAAGGAAACGACCUAAUCUUCACACAGAAAGUGUCCUUAGCUGAAGCUCUAACUGGCUACACGGUUCAUCUCAGAACGCUGGACGGAAGAAGCCUCACCAUACCCAUAAACUCCAUUAUUCAUCCUGGUUAUGAAGAGGUGGUGCUGAGAGAAGGGAUGCCGAUAGCGAAGGAUCCUUCGAAGAGAGGAAAUCUGAGGAUAAAGUUUGAGAUAAGGUUUCCUGCGAGGUUGAGUUCGGAGCAGAAGGCGGGGAUAAAGACUCUGUUGCCGCCAUGAAGGGGAAGCAGCUGAAACUGAAAAAGGAGAAAGGGGAGGUUGUUGGUGAUGGCACUGUGAUUGUGUUUGCCAAUGUAGUGUGCAUAGCUGAAGAGAAAGGAAAAAUAUAUGGCUGGGUAUGUUUGGAAAUUCUCAUUUUGAAGAGGUACUUUUAAGAAUAAAUUUGUA